AUGGAUUCAUCAAAUGAGUCCAAGGUCGCGGAAGGCGCGACCAACGACCACGCAAUUACCCGAUUACUACGAUUUCUUUCUGCGGCUUCAAACGAGCAACUUGUAUUGAUAGCCCUUGCCUUAGCAUUCACCAUAUACAUAAUAAUAGAUGGACUUUUCAUUCUCCUCCUAGGAGCUUUAGGCGGUGUCAUUUUACAUACGGUAUGGACAGACAAAAGUGUUACGCCUGUAGUAGAUUUGUAUGUCAAGCCAGAUAACGUUCAAGUGGAAUUGGUCGAGAGCACAGGGAACAACUUUGAGAAAUUCAGACCUAAGACUGCCAUUGCCCUGAACGAAUUAGUCGAUGCCAUUGUUCGAGACUAUGUCAAGCAUUGGUACAACCCUAUACUCCCUAGCGAUGAAACCUUCCUCAUUGCUACGAGAUUGUCCCUUACGAGGUUCAUUCUAUCCAUGUCUCAGCGUCUCUCAAGAAAGCGACCUGCCGACACUUUGCUCAAUUUCCUUACCAAUUCUUCAUCCAUUGCUAUUGUCGUUCUCAAUGAGUUGGCAAAUGCAACCUCCGGAACCCAGGGAACCAUCGGGCCUGUCGAAGAGAUGGUAACUAAUUAUUUGACUGCAAAUCAAGAUUGCAAUUUGGCCAACAUUAUGAACGAAAAACAACAGAGGAAGCAAUUCCAAUUAGCCGCAGAUGAUAUUCUGCAAAAUUUCUUGGAAAAGUCGCUUUAUGAUUCCGGACCGGUCAGGAUCUUUUUGAGAGAGAUAUUAGCUGGAGUCGUCCUAGAGAUGACACUAAAAAGUUGUUCCAAGCCAGAAUUUAUUAAUGGAUGGAUCGUAUACCUGCUGGAAGAUGGAGAACCCGGAUUGGGACAGGCUAUCGAUGAUGCCAUGGACCGUAGAAAUAUUCACGACCCAUUUUCCGACAUUGAUGGAAAUGUCGGUAAUGUUAGUCUUGCCAGAUCCUCCAAGAGUUUAAGGCAUCAAAGACGAAUAUCAGAUGAAGAGGCCACGAAUGAAGCGUUGGCAGAAACGCAGAGACUCAGCAUGUUGAUUGCUGAGGAGGAGGCAAAGAAACUUGCACAAAUUGAUAGUAUCAAGGACGAGGAGGACAAAGUCCUCGGUGAUAAAAAUAUCAAAGAAAAUAUACAACCGGAAUCGACCCUUGUAUCGCCAACAAAUGGCAUUCCACCUCACACACCAAUCACAAACUCAAGACCUUCAGUAUCUGGAUCUGAUUCGAAAGGCAGAUCUCCUGUAUCUCCCGAUUCGAAAAAUCAUAUGUCACCCAUCUCACCUAUAUCACCUACAACACCUGCAACACCACAAACUACUUCCUCCUUUACGAACUUUGACCAAAUUGUACCUCCAACACCUAUUGCUUUACAAUCAAAUCCAGCAUCACCUCAACGACAAAAAACAGUAUCUUUGACUCUACACAACGCAAACAUCAUUAUUUAUGAUGAUUCAGUCGCAUCCGACAAAGGAAAGAUCAAAAGUAAACCUACCAUGGAUUACAUGCUUCAAAUUGAACCAGAGUCAUCAAUCCAUCCUGGAUGGAUGAUAGUCCGAAGAUAUUCGGAUUUUGAAACACUGCAUGAAGUCCUCGGACGAAUUGCCAAAGUUUCGGGUGCUAGGGCAUUCAUUGAGCAACACCAAGAUUUGCCAAAGUGGAAAUCCAACACCAAACCAUUAUUACGCGGCGAAUUAGAGCGGUAUGUGAAAGAUGCUCUUGUUCACCAAGCACUUGCUGAAAGUGAGGGCAUGAAACGAUUCUUGGAAAAGGAUCAAGGAACCAUGCCAGCGCCAGUUACAAAAGCUGGCUUUGCCUGGCCUACAUCAUCUCUGGAGAAUAUGGGUAAAGGCAUGAUUGAUACGCUUAAAAAUGCACCAAAGGGAGCUGCUGCUGGUGUUACAGGUGUUUUCAGCAACAUCGGAUCACUUGCACAAAAAAGAUCUAGUCAAAGCAGCUUGCAAUCCCAAAAUCGUAUUUCAGCGCCAGCGCUGUCAAGAGUUGAUAGUACGACUUCAUCAAAUGGUUCUUUCUUUGAAACAAAAAGAGGUAGAUUGAGCGAGGAUAGUUCAAAAGCAGCUUCUGUCGUUUCACAUCCCGGAAAGACCGUAUCCCUUGGACGAAAGCUAAGCCGCGGAUCUAUUCCAGGAGCUGUGGAAGAAUCUGGUAUUAGAACCAGAGGAUCUUCUGUAAGUAGUCACAUGAGCGCUACAUACAGCCCACUGCACAGUCGAGAGCCUAGCCAAACUUCAUGGAUAAAACCUGAGGAUACGCCACUUUCAUCACCAACCACGAAAGAUUCCCAAGAAUUACGUUUGCCACCACCACCUACUGAGAUGCCCGAUGACUACACUUCACAAGCUGCAGUCGAAAAACCAUCUCAAGCUAUAGUGGAUAAUGAAAACACUGUUACGCCAGCACCAUCAAAUGAGAAGGAAAUCGAAGCUGUGUUGGACAAUAGCAGUACGCCUGCGCUGGUAAGUGAGAAGGAAACAAAAGCUGUAUUGGAAAAUUGCAGUUCGCCUGUUUCGUUAGGUGAGAAGAAAACAAAAGCUGUGUUGAACAAUAGCGGUACGCCUGCGCCACUAAAUGAAGAGGAAACCAAAGUAGCAAUUGAGCUUCUCUUCGCUGUCAUAACAGAGCUCUACACCCUCUCUUCGGCUUGGACCAUCCGACGCACGCUCCUAACUGCUGCAAAAUCCUUACUCCUUCGCCCGGGAAACCCUGCUUUAUCCUCUAUUCAGGCACUCAUACAAGAUUCUGUCAUUGCAGCUUAUACUUCGGAUGCUGGAAUUGCCUCUUCUGUUCGUAAACUUAGAGAGAAUGCCUUACCUACAGAAACCGAGCUGAAAACCUGGCCAGCAGAAAUGAGUGCAGAAGAUAAGGAGAAGUUGAGGGUUAAGGCGAGAAAGUUAUUAAUAGAGAGGGGUAUGCCGGUUGCUUUGACAGGUGUUAUGGGACAGGUUGCCACUGGUGAGGCUCUGGGGAAGUUGUUCGAUGCUUUACAAUGCGAAAAUGUGGCGCGGGGUUUGAUUUGCGGAAUGCUUCUUCGAGGUGUUAAAGCUAUUACUCAUUAA
Molecule: messenger RNA, 3084 nt
Organism: Sclerotinia sclerotiorum 1980 UF-70
Lineage: Eukaryota; Fungi; Ascomycota; Leotiomycetes; Helotiales; Sclerotiniaceae
Exons: 1
Coding region: 1-3084 (1027 amino acids)
Cellular component (GO): intracellular membrane-bounded organelle
Molecular function (GO): phosphatidylinositol binding
Source: RefSeq, a predicted model, not a curated record